CUCCACACCGCUGAGACACAGUGGAGCUAUACACUGUGGCCGUUGACCGAACUAAGAGACUGAUACAAUGUCCGACUCCAUUCCAUCUGCUACCGCGGAUCCAGAUGCGCUGGAUCGCCAGCUCCCCGCAAAUGCCGAAGACCGCAAGGCCGCAGCCGCCCUCAACUCGUUGAAUACAGAAGGAAUAGCUGGUGAUGCAGCUCCCUCCAAGGGGCCAUCAAGCGCAGACCAGGAAGCUUUGAGCAAAGCCAUGAGCCGCUUAGAAGUGGCUGCAGGUCAUGACUCUGGAAAGAAGAAGGCGGCUGAGUCCCAGAAGAAAGAGGCGGAGGUAAAGAAGAAGGUGGUCAAAAUAAAUGCUGCCGAUGUUACACUUCUGGUCGACCAGCUAGAUUUGCAUAAGAAUAAGGCGACGGACCUUCUCAGGGCUCACGAGGGGGAUGUCACACGCGCCAUGAAGGCCUUCAUCACCCCAUCGAUUCGGACUUGAUCACACUUCUCAAUGACGCAUAAGGUUAGAGCAAGUCUGAAUGGUCGGUCAAUAUUUGUCCGAUAAAAGUCGAUAUUUACGGCUCAUUGGCCACGAAGCAGCCCGACCCCCUCUUGGGGAGAAGAUAAGACCUUCACAGUAGUAGUGGGAACUUACGACUAAACGACUUGUAGACGAAUUAGGAUGAAAUACAAUGCAGCAGUCUUCAAACAUGAUUGAUCGGAAUACGUUCUAG
Penicillium brasilianum is the source of this 722-nucleotide messenger RNA. Lineage: Eukaryota; Fungi; Ascomycota; Eurotiomycetes; Eurotiales; Aspergillaceae. The record is from the annotation of a GenBank genome assembly.